GUCUUUCUGCUCAAGGCAGAGUCCAGGGGCUGCCCAUCCAGAAACUGAACAGACCUGUACUUGUGUAUAUACCUGUGUAGCUUCAGCAAGGUGGCUGCAUCCGGUGCCUUCAGCCCAUGUACCUUUGGAGGUCCCUGCCCUGGAUGUUAGACUCCUUCUAGGAAGCCUGGGCUUGAAGCUGCCCAGUUGCUGGGAUGCUGCCGCCCAAGAAGCAGCUGCAACAACAGCGCCCUCGGAGUGCGGCUGACAGGCUACCUGUUUGCGCCAAACUGAGGCCACGGUCGGCAGUAGCAAAUUGGAAUGUGUUAGCAGACAAAACUGAGUCUGUAGCAGCAGUGGGAGCAUGGGUGGAGAUUGCCCAAGAUUAUGCACAGCGAGAAGAGAGCCUAGCUUUUGCUACAGCAGCUCAAAUUGAAGAGGAAUACAAAGAGCAACAAAACGAAAAAGAGAGGGUUCUGAAACGCUUUCAAGAGCAGGUGAAACGCAGAGUGAACAAGCACGUGAAGCUGAGGGAAAAACAGCAGCUCCAGAAAUCCUACGAAGCAGCUCAAAAAGAAAGCUCCGUUGUGGUAAAGUUUUCAGAUUCGGCAUUGCAGUUGACCCCCAAGAAAAGCACAUGUUUGUACAGAUACAACAAGGACUCUGCCAUCUGCAGUUCUAGCAGUAAACCCUUCUCUCUGCAACAGGCUAGUCACACACUGCAGUUGGGAGAGGUGCAAGAUGUGCCGUUUGUGGAGCAUGCCAAAGCUGUAAGAAAGACUGUCCAGCAGGUGCGUUACAGGCUGGCUUCCCGCAAAACUGUGACAGAUGGGAAAACAUCACCAGAACUUCCAGGAGGUGUUUGGGAGAGUUGUCCAAGCAUACUGAGGUUUGGCAUUGAGCCAGUCAUGGUGCAAGUUUUUGUUGUUGUUAAGAAGUCGGCUUCUCACAAGACGACAACUGCAGAAAACCAAGAAGAGGAUGACAAAAGGGCGUUUCCUCUGGUGGGAUACCAUGACCUUCCAGCAGAACUCCAAGAAAUGCAGAAACAAGAAGAGCCGGGCAAAGGCUUAUACUACACCAUGGAGUUUGAAAAGAUCGGUAGCAACCUGAUGAGGGAUUCUUAUCCAGCGGACUCUCUUUCAGAAUGUGGCACUGAGACUCGCACGGCUCUGACACUUUGGCCUGGAAUAGACGAAGAAGAGUCAAGGAAGCAGCGUCAGAAUCAGUAUCUGAGAUACAGGCGUCUCUUCAUGGAUAUUGAAAGAGAACAAGUAAAGGAGCAGCAAAGGCAGAGGGAGUUGCAGAAGAAAAUGGAGAAAAUUAAGAAGAAAAAGGAGGAUCAGCGCCUUGCAGAAGAGCAGAAGUUACAAGAGAGGACCUCCCAAGGACAGUCUGAUUCUGGGGGAAAGGCUUUUGAAAAGCUGGAACAACUUAAGCUGGAGGACAUGACAGAGAAGAAAAAGGCAGUGGAAAGACAGCAGAAAAACAAAGAAUAUUCCAGGUAUGUAGAAGCACUACGUGCCCAGAUGCGGGAGAAGAUCAAAAUGUAUCAAAUCGACUUGCCUCCAUUGUGCUUCUGUGGAUUGGAUUUCUGGGACUCUCAUCCUGAUAGCUGUGCCAACAACUGUAUGUUUUAUAAAAAUCACAAAGCAUACGCUCAAGCUCUGCAGUCUGUCAUGUCAUCUUGUGAUGUGUUUGAUGGGGGUUCAAACACAAGACUUGCUGUCCACACCUUUGCUACUGUGCACGCUCGCGCUCAUUCUCGUUCUGAGAAGAAUCCCUGAAAGAUACCACUGGAAUUGGGGGUGGGGGUCUUGCCGCCUCCCCUCCCCCGUUAAAGUCCCUGCAAGUAGGUGACUGGACCCAUCUGUGUGCCUAACCACCUCUGGAUGGUGACCCAGGCCCUAUAAGAAAUAAAUCAGAAAGCAGUCCUGCCCCAAAGUACUCGCUCUUCGGUCUUGCCCUAACACUCUGGACUUCUCUCCUGCAAGAUACUGCUAUGUCAAAUAUAUUAUUUUAUCAAAGGGGUCUCUGAUCAGUCCAAGCCUGCAUCUCCAUGCAGACCCAGCCGCAUCUGACUCAUUGGACUCCAAGAUUUGAGACUUGUUCUUCAUCGCACAUGAGGCUUUGAGGGGCAUCUAUGUCCCUCUCUCCUACCCACUUGAUAACGCUCAUCCAUUUCAUUCAGAACUGGCCUGGUCCUAACCAUUCUUCCCUUCACCUCCAGACUCUGAAGGUGCAGCUUGUGAAACUUCAAUCAUGCAGCAAAGUGCUACAAGAAGGUGAUCGCUCCAGGGGAACAGAACUUAUGCUAGUAACAAUGACGCUUAGUAAUGCUGAGACAAAAGAAUUCUGUGAAAUUUCCCCUUCAGCAUGCUUCAGGUUAAAAGCACAAGGUUUUGUUCUUUAUGAUAGUAGCUGUACAAAUGGGAAUCUGCGGUUCAAUAUUUGGAAAUGGUAAGCGAAUGAGCAGAAUGGCAUGUGUUUUCCCAUUUAUUAUAAUUGGCUCCAUAUCUCUGUUUGGAACAAUCUUUUUAGAAAAAGAAGAAAAAUGUUAAGAACCUUAAGGGGAAAUGUUUUCUGCUGUUGAUGGCAAAGGAAGUUGUUAUGGGGUGCCAGGUUCUUUUGACCCAUAACCUGACCAAAUCUAAAGUGUAGUAUUGGUACCUGGAAUAGCAUAGCUCCUGUUACAUGUUCUGUAGCUACCCAGCAGGCAGAAAUAAUUUUUGGAUGUGUGAAGAGUGUGAUCAAACUGCUCUCUUGCAUAUUUUACUUAAAUUGUUUAUAACAAUGGCGAAGGUGUGGGGGGCACAAAUGGGCAGGCUCUUUUUAUUUAUUUUGUGAGUUCAUACAGUGUGUGAAUACCUAAGAAUGCCAUUUGCAAUUGCAGAUGCUGUAUUAACUAUGUGUCCAACAGCUAGACUUUUGAAAUGAUGAUAUUGGUUAUCUCCCCCACCCUGCAAAAAAAUAAGUUUCUUGGUCAGCACUUGAUUGGAAGAAGACAGCUGUUAGACCCUCGAUAAAGAGGUUUGUUUUAACAGCUAAAGGUGCUCAUUCCUCACUACUGGGAUUAUAUUCAGGCAUAAUGAUGUAGUGGGCAUCCAGAUUACUGCUACUUCCCUUAUAGGUCACUCUGAGUAUUGGCACAUAUUUGCUUGGAACCACCACAAUCUUUUUCCUGACUUAAAUAUUAGGAUGGAAGUAAUCUUGAAAUCCACACUAUGCUCUUGAAAUACACCCUUUCAAGCUUCUGUUGAUUAUCUGGUCAAUGUCAAAACACUAUUGCUAAUAAAUCUUAGCAUAGAUGUGGCAAUAAAAACUGGUAAGUCAGUACUGGACAAAUUUAAUGGCUGUCGCAAACUCGCCAUCCCCCCUCCCCCUCCGAAAGUAUCAUUUCAAAGGGCAGGCAAUGGGUUAUUUUUGUAACCUGAACACAAUUUUAAAGGUGAUAACAUUCCAAAUGUAUGGAAAAUUUGACAUUGUGUUCCUGCAAUUGAUUUGUGCUAGAUUAUGGUUUUACAGAAGUAAUAAAUAUUUGAAUAUC
Hemicordylus capensis (graceful crag lizard) is the source of this 3526-nucleotide messenger RNA. It is a transcript of the gene CCDC15, whose product is annotated as coiled-coil domain containing 15. NCBI's taxonomy places the organism in Eukaryota, Metazoa, Chordata, Lepidosauria, Squamata, Cordylidae. Bases 195 to 1766 code for a protein of 523 amino acids. The record is from RefSeq and is a predicted model, not a curated record. Gene Ontology annotation, cellular component: centrosome. The transcript is spliced from 11 exons.